AUGAGUCUCGGGGUGGCUAUACUGAUUCAUUUACUACUGUUGGUUGACAGGGCUUAUACUAAAAAAGGUGUCAAAUGUGGAGGCAUCCUCUCUGCUCCGUCAGGUAACAUUUCCAGUCCAAACUUCCCAGGCCUGUAUCCCUACAACAUUGACUGCUCCUGGCUGAUUGUAGUGGCUGAAGGCUCCUCAGUCCUCCUCACCUUUCAUCACUUUGAGCUGGAGUACCACACCAGCUGUGCUUACGACUAUAUCAAAAUAUACAAUGGCAUAUCUGAGGACGAGGGGAACCUCCUUGGGACAUUUUGUGGUGACAUUUCCCCACCUCAGUUCACCUCUUCUUGGAAUGUCAUGUCCAUUAUUUUCCAUUCAGACCGCCAUGUGGCCCACAGGGGCUUCAGUGUUGGCUACAGGAAAGACAUGUGUGGUGGAGUGUUGACUGGACUUUCAGGUGUCAUUUCCAGCCCAGGCUACCCUCAGGAGUACAGCAACAAUGCAGACUGUUCCUGGACAAUACACGUGUCCAAUACAAGUGUUGUCACCUUGGUCUUCCUGGACUUCCAGCUGGAGAACAACGAGGGAUGUAACUUUGACUUUGUUGCCCUGUUCGAUGGGCCAACAGUCACCCACCGCCAUCUCGGCAAAUACUGUGGAACAGAUAAACCCCCCAACACAGUCACUACUGCUAACCAACUCCUGGUAGUCUUCAAGUCAGAUUUCAAUAUUGGUGGGCGAGGCUUCAAGGCUUACUAUUACUCAGGUGAAUGCCAACAAGUUCUAUCCACUGUGAGCGGCAACUUCAGCAGCCCACAUUUCCCCAACAUCUACCCGAACAACAUCAACUGCCACUGGAGCAUCACCCUGCAAGCCGGGUACCGCAUCAAGCUCUUCUUUCCUGUCAUGGAUCUGGAAGGCCGCAACAGUCUGUCAGACGAGUGCGACUACGACUCAGUGUCAAUGUAUGACGGGGACAGCCAGGCGGACACGCUGAUGGGACGCUGGUGCGGCAGGGAGCAGCCUUCUUCCCUCGUUUCCAAGGGGAACAAGUUGCUGGUUGUCCUCAGCACAGACAGAAAUGAAGCUCACAGAGGGUUCACCGCUUCUUAUCUAGGAGUGGUGCCUGUGAACGUUAGCUGCACCAGAUCAGAGUUUACCAUCCUGAUCCCUCAACGGUCGUUACCUCAGCUGGACCGUGAGAGCAUCUACCUUGGAAACCCAACAUGUACAGCUCAGCUAACAACCACCUCAUAUAAAAUACUGGCCCAGUUUGUUAACUGUGGUACAGCCAGCCAGAAACACCGCAACAUCACCAUGCUGGUGAACAAGCUCUACAUUGAUUUCUCUGAUGGGAAGCAGCAGAACGUGCAGGAAUACAAGGUGCAGUGCGACGCCUUACGGAAGGUUGCAUCUGUGUCAAUCAUUUCUGCGGAGGAGCGACGGCUGGAGGAGCAGGCCCAGCAGGCGGAAAGCGACAACAGCGGAUACGUGGCAGAACCAGAGGCAGAACCUCAUGACUUGAGUGAUAUUGUCUUCAUCAGCAUCUGUGUUCUGGCUGUCAUCCUCAUGGUGAUAGCAAUUGUUUGGUUGGUGCUUCUUUAGUGAAUUACGCAGAAAUCAUCAACAAGUUCUUAGUCUCAAUUAAUUUUUAUACAAAAAAAACAUGCAAAAUUGAAAAGAAAACAUAAUUUUAUGAUGUUGACACUGCUCUCUAAAUACAGUAUCACAGAAGUGUGCAAAGCAUUGCAGGUAAUGUGCACCAGUAAACUUUUCUGAAUGUGAAAAGUUCUAAGUUCUACUGACAAAAAUUUUAACUUCAAACUCAGUGCAGAUUAAUUUACAAACAUUUUGUACUUUUGAUUGUUUUGUACAUAAAUUUUUCAAAUUUACAUAAAGGAAUUGCCAGCUAUGUGAGGUUUUCUAUACAUCUUGCAUCAAUGAAUGUGAUUCACGUUGUGCUGGGGAUGCUACUUAAGUGCUUUGGCAACCAAAUAUUUAAUGUGGCUUUCUAGAAGCUAACUAGUUAAUUUAUAAAAUGUGGUUGUUGAACUAUGUGUAUCAUAUUUUAGCAGUGUGAUAACUCUGAAGACAAUUUUUGUAGCUACUUUCUGACUUAGACAUUGUAAAACAUUAGAUGGUUUUGUAGGAGUACUUUGGGGGAUGAAAAUAUGAUGUUUUUAGUUUAUUUUUGUUUUUGUAAGGUGUUAUGAAAAUGUUUUGCUAUUAAAUACAAUAUAAAACAUUGUCUAUUUUGCAUGUGUAAGACAUUGUAAUAAUAGCCAAAAAAAGUCUGAGAAGACAUUUUACUAACUACUUUUUAAUUAUUCUGGUACAGUGAAUCACAGAGAUCUUGCCCAGUCAGGCCUUUCCAAAAGUUCAGGUUCACACUUUGUUUAGCUUGACACAUUUUUCCACAAGGUUUGAGGAGAUUGUAAACUUUCAUACUAAGGUCUUGCAAACCAACUGAACUCAAGAUUAAAUGCUGAAACUAAAUCAAAAGGUGGCUUAGCAAAAAAUACUGGUUAAAGGGCAUUUAUGCAACCAGCUUUUUUACUGUGUGUGUUUUCCCCUCUGAUAAAUUUGUUUAUCCAACUGAAUGGCACAAAAUAUAUCAUGUUAGAAAAUGAUAUAUUCUGUAAUUAUUUAUUACAGUCCUAUUUUCACACCUUAUUUUAGCAGGGGUGUGUGUGUGUGUGUGUGUUUGAGCCACAGUGUUUUUGUUUUCUUUGUUAUUUUCAAGAUUUUUAAUUUUCAGACAAAGUUAAACUGGCAAGAGGUGAAUCCACCAAGAAGUUUGAUCUGUUCUUCUCCACUUGUCAUGAUAAAGUGUCUUUGGGAAACUUAUUGAACUCGUAUAAAGGGUCACUACUGUUAGGCACAAUUUAUCUUCCAGAAGUAGAGUUGCAGCGUUGUUAAUGUGCUACACUAGCGGUGACCAAGUCAAGAGCUACUAUCCUGCAACUUUAAGAUGCAUUCAUUCUCACACCUGACUCAAAUGACUGAAAUACCUCAUAUUCGGUUAUUCUGCUCUGCAUAUGCCCCUUAAUGAGCCAUUCAUUUAAUUCAGGUGUGUUUGAGAAGGGAUGUAUAUAAAAGUUGUAGGAUAGCCGUCAAGGACUACAUUUGGGCACCCCUGUGCUAAAUAAUUGGUGAAUAAACCUUUACUGCAAAAACCUCUAUGACAACACUAAAAAA
Molecule: messenger RNA, 3189 nt
Organism: Xiphophorus couchianus (Monterrey platyfish)
Lineage: Eukaryota; Metazoa; Chordata; Actinopteri; Cyprinodontiformes; Poeciliidae
Gene: cdcp2
Product: CUB domain containing protein 2
Exons: 6
Coding region: 1-1596 (531 amino acids)
Source: RefSeq, a predicted model, not a curated record